Molecule: messenger RNA, 4348 nt
Organism: Culicoides brevitarsis
Lineage: Eukaryota; Metazoa; Arthropoda; Insecta; Diptera; Ceratopogonidae
Gene: sws
Product: neuropathy target esterase sws
Exons: 12
Coding region: 150-3935 (1261 amino acids)
Biological process (GO): phosphatidylcholine metabolic process
Cellular component (GO): endoplasmic reticulum
Molecular function (GO): phosphatidylcholine lysophospholipase A1 activity
Source: RefSeq, a predicted model, not a curated record
AAGAACAGCAGUAACGACGUAGAUAAUCGAGAAAAUUCAUCAGAUUUGGCUAAUCUCGUGGAAUUUAGAGACAAAAAGUGGAAAACCUUCUGCCAGAAUGGUCAGUCGACGCACGUGAGAUGUUAAUUUAGGCGUAGUUAGCGGAAAAAAUGGAUAUUUUAGUAAAUGUUUACGAAACUGUCGUACCAUCGCCAUUAAAACUUGUUUUCGAACAACUAACUGUGCAUGUUUUAAUUGGCUUGGGUAUUGUGGUUGCAUUGAUUUGUCUCUUCUUUGGGCUUUAUGUGUGGAAAAAUUAUCGGACCAAAUGCAAACAAAUUCUCGAACAACGCUUCGAGUAUGGACGACCUCGUUUCCGAAAACGAGAAAAAGUCGAGUUUUAUGGGCGGCGUUUGCUGCGGAAGGUCCAGAGUAUCUCGCAACAGUCGGGAAGUGGCAAGAAACGACGAGCAUUGGCGCGAUUUGCAAAGAAAAUUUUGCAUUUGAACAAGGAAAAUGCGCCAACGUUGCUGAAAGCGGUCGAACCUCCGGCAGAAUAUUUGGAGGAAACGCAGGCAGGGAACGACAAAGUGCCGCCGGAUGCGUUUUACAUGCUUCAGAGCAUUCGGAUUUUUGGUCAUUUCGAGAAACCGGUUUUCCUGAAGAUUUGCAAACACACGGAAAUCAUUAAUUUGCAGGCGGGCGAGUUUUUGAUCAAAAUCGGAGAUGCCGAUGACUCAAUUUUCAUCGUGCAAUCCGGGAUGAUCAACGUUUUUCUCAAUAAUCAAGACGGAAGUACAAUUCCAUUGAAAUGUGUGAAGAAAGGCGAGACUGUGACGUCAUUGUUGUCAUUUGUGGAUGUCUUAGUCGGUAAUACAAGUACCUACAAGACAGUUAUCGCAAAAGCAGCUGAACCAUCGCAAGUAAUUCGAGUCCCCAUGUUCGCUUUCAAGGAAGUUUUUGACGAAUCUCCGGAUAUUUUGGUGCGCGUCAUCCAAAUUAUCAUGGUGCGAUUGCAGCGUGUCACAAUGACAGCUCUUCACAACUACUUGGGUCUCAGUACGGAACUGAUUCAGCAGCAAUUUCAACGAAAAAAAGUCCCGGCAGCGACAAAAAGCUCUCCCGGGCACAAAAGAACCUCGUCUGAUGUGCCUCCGAUGGUUCAUUCGCUCACGAUGCAAGAACCCGACAUGAUUGCUGACCUAAAUUUGAACGAUCCGUUGUCGCAAGUUGCUGCGAGGAAGGUUUCUGUGCCCGUCGUUGAAGCAAUUGAGCCUUCACUGAUGCGGAGUAUUGCCAUUGACGGGUUUAUGAAGGAAUUGGGACUCGAUGCAAAGGACAGCCAUUGGAUCGAAAAGUACAUUGACGUGAGGGAAAUUUGUGCGGGCACGACUUUGACGCAUCAGGGGAGCACCGAUGACGUUUCCUUGAUUUAUUUGAUCAGCGGAGCUCUUUUUGUCAUUCAGUCGUCGCAAAAUGUGCCGCAACCGAAGAAGGAUAAGGAACCGCAUGCGAUUACGAUUUAUCCGGGAGAAGUUGUUGGAGGCUUGGCUGUACUUACGGGAGAGACGAGCAUGUAUACAAUUCGGGCAAAGCAUUUGUCGCGAGUUGGAUUGUUACCAAAGGACGUCGUUUAUAACAUCAUGCGCGAAAAGCCCGCCGCUGUCUUGGAUAUCGCCAGCAGUGUCGUUCGAUGCCUUUCGCCGCUCGUGCGUCAAUGCGAUUUCGCCUUGGAUUGGGUUUUCUUGGAGUCGGGACGUGCCCUUUAUCGUCAAGACGAGCCAAGUGACUCGACAUUCAUCGUUUUGAGCGGGCGUUUGCGUUCCGUCAUCACCCAUCCGAACGGCAAGAAGGAAAUUGUCGGCGAAUUCGGUAAAGGAGACCUCAUUGGCAUCGUUGAAAUGAUCACAGAAACGAAUCGCACGACAACGGUGAUGGCUGUACGUGACUCCGAACUGGCAAAACUCCCCGAAGGUCUUUUCAACGCAAUUAAAUUGAAAUAUCCCGUUGUCGUGACGCAACUCAUCAGUUUGCUAAGUCAUCGUAUUCUCGGAUCGAUGCAAAAUUUGCCACGAACUUCGGCUUCUUAUACCUCAACAAUGUCGGCGGCUGUCCCAUUGGAAAGUAAUCCGGUUACGCAUCGAUAUUCGACCGUUGCUGUCGUCGGGAUAAGCGAAGAUGUGCCAUUAACUGCCUUUGUUUAUGAACUUUUUCACUCGUUGUGUGCCAUUGGACCGACAAUUCGCUUGACAUCGGAUUUUGUAAGGAAAACUUUGGGUGCUUCGAUCAUGGAGGCAAGUAAUGAGUAUCGGUUAACGAGUUGGCUGGCACAAAAUGAGGAUCAACAUAAUAUCGCUCUCUACCAAUGCGAUCACAAUUACAGCGUUUGGACCCAACGAUGUCUCCGACAAGCGGAUGUCAUCUUAAUUGUCGGUUUGGGAGAUCGCCCGCCCACAAUUGGGAAGCUGGAACGUGAAAUUGAUCGACUUGCCAUCCGUACAGCGAAGGAACUUGUCUUGUUGCAUCAUGAAAACUCGGGGCAGAGACCAAGUAACACCGUGCAAUGGCUAAAUAUGCGCUCUUGGGUGUCGCGACAUCAUCAUAUCCAAUGUCCAAAACGGAUGUUUACGCGAAAAAGUCAAUAUCGUGUGAACGAUCUCUACAGCAAAGUUUUGAUGUCAGAAGCGAACAUGCACAGCGACUUCUCUCGUUUGGCCCGUUGGUUAACAGGAAAUUCCGUCGGACUCGUUCUCGGCGGCGGAGGAGCUCGAGGCGCUGCUCACGUUGGCAUGCUAAAAGCCAUUCAGGAAGCUGGCAUCCCCGUUGAUAUGGUUGGCGGAGUCAGUAUCGGUGCUUUUAUGGGUGCUCUCUACUGUUACGAGAAAAAUUUAGUUGGAGUUACGCAAAAAGCGCGUGAAUGGUGCAAAAAAAUGACACAAUGGGGACGACAAUUACUUGAUUUAACGUAUCCCGUGACGUCGAUGUUCACCGGAAGAGACUUUAAUAACACAAUCCGAGGCGUUUUCGGCGAAGUUUACAUCGAGGAUUUAUGGAUUCCGUAUUUUACAUUGACAACUGAUAUUACGGCGAGCUGUGCCAGGAUUCAUACACAUGGGAGUCUGUGGCGAUAUGUUCGUAGUAGCAUGAGUUUGAGCGGUUACAUGCCUCCAUUGUGCGACCCGAAAGAUGGGCAUCUCUUACUCGACGGCGGAUACAUCAACAAUUGUCCGAGUGACGUCAUGAAAGCACAGGGAGCAGCCCAUAUCAUCGUUAUUGACGUUGGAUCGCAAGACGACACCGACUUGACGAAUUACGGAGACGAUUUAUCCGGUUGGUGGUUGUUGCUGAAUCGAUGGAACCCGUUUUCAGCCCAAAUUAAAGUUCCGUCGUUGCCGGAUAUUCAAAGUAGAUUGGCUUAUAUCUCGUGUGUGAGACAAUUAGAGGAAGUGAAAAAUAGCUCAGAAUACGAGUAUGUUCGUCCCCCAAUCGAUCGUUAUAAGACCCUAGCCUUCGGUAUGUUCGAUGAAAUUCGUGAAGUAGGCUACCAGCAUGGAAAACAACACUUUGAAACGAUGGAUAAGUGUGAUAGGCUCCAACGUUUCAAGAGUUGGAAGUCACGAGAGCAACCUGUAAAGGCUUUACACACCUUAAAUGAAUAUUCCUUCGUUGACUUGGCACAAAUCGUUUGUAAAGUACCGGAAACAUAUCCUGAGUAUCCCUCAUCCAGCGACGACGAAGAUUUGGGCGGAUAUGCUUCAGAACCCUCAACCAUUACAAGAAAAAUCAACACAUCAUCCAUGCUGAAACGAACAGUGUCCCUGUCAGAGAACGAAAUUGACUCAGAUGACCUUGAAAUGCCGAUGCCAUUGAAUAUCCGUUCUCCUCCGAGUCGGAAUUCGGAUCGUCAUAGUCCUGAUGAGACGAGAAAAACUGAAAAUCAAGCGGAAAAUAAUUAAAUUUAAGAGUGAAAAUGAUAUUUUUUUUAGGUUUAAAGUCCUUUGAACAAUUUUUACGGUUAAAAAAUUGCAUUAAAAAAAUUAUUUUUAACUAAAAUUUUUAAUUUUAAAAAAAAUUUUCUUCUAAAAAAAAAUUGAAAUUAGCUUAAAAAUUAAUUAAAAAUGAAAAUUUAAAUUUUUUCAAUAGUAAAAAUUGUUCAAAGGACUUUUUUCGUUAGUCUGUAAGAACAUAAUUUGCUUUCUACUCGAUAAACUCGUAACAGAAUCAAGACUUUAGCUCUUAUGUAACGACGUUACAGUGGCUUUUUAUUAAGAAUUAUUGAAAAAAAAAGAAAAUUAACGCUCAAUUUGAUCGUUUUAAGAUGGACAGUAAUCAAACCAAAUCCAAAAAUAAUUAUAAAUGUACAAAAAAA